AUGUACAGUCCAGGGUACUCUGGAUUGCCAUGGCGGCCGCAGCUGGAGGCGACCUUAUCCAUAUAUCCAACAAGCACCAGCCCUCUCAUGCCCCAUACACCAGCCACCCGUAACGUCCUGGAGCUGCGCGCGUCGCCGACUGUGCCCAGGCGGCUGUCGAAGCUGCCAACGGCACCUCCGAUGCCUACGCUCCAACCCGGCUAA
This is a messenger RNA of Phanerochaete carnosa HHB-10118-sp, 204 nucleotides long. RefSeq lists its product as uncharacterized. The transcript is spliced from 2 exons. The record is from RefSeq and is a predicted model, not a curated record. Lineage: Eukaryota; Fungi; Basidiomycota; Agaricomycetes; Polyporales; Phanerochaetaceae. The coding region runs from base 1 to 204 and encodes 67 amino acids.